This is a messenger RNA of Periophthalmus magnuspinnatus, 731 nucleotides long. RefSeq names its product histone H3-like. The coding region runs from base 43 to 693 and encodes 216 amino acids. NCBI's taxonomy places the organism in Eukaryota, Metazoa, Chordata, Actinopteri, Gobiiformes, Gobiidae. Gene Ontology annotation, cellular component: nucleosome. The record is from RefSeq and is a predicted model, not a curated record. Gene Ontology annotation, molecular function: structural constituent of chromatin; protein heterodimerization activity; DNA binding. The transcript has 2 exons.
CAGUAGUUCCUCUUCUCUGUUCACAGACGAGACACUAGAAACAUGGCCAGAACCAAGCAGACCGCCCGUAAAUCCACCGGAGGCAAAGCCCCCAGGAAGCAGCUGGCCACUAAGGCCGCGCGUAAGAGCGCCCCGGCCACCGGAGGAGUCAAGAAGCCUCACCGCUACAGGCCCGGGACCGUGGCUCUGAGGGAGAUCCGCCGUUACCAGAAGUCCACCGAGCUGCUCAUCCGUAAACUGCCCUUCCAGCGCCUGGUCAGGGAGAUCGCCCAGGACUUCAAGACCGACCUGCGCUUCCAGAGCUCCGCCGUCAUGGCUCUGCAGGAGGCCAGCGAGGCUUAUCUGGUGGGUCUGUUCGAAGACACCAACCUAGAACUCAACAUGUCUGGAAGAGGAAAGGGAGGCAAAGGUUUGGGGAAAGGAGGCGCCAAGCGUCACCGUAAAGUUCUCCGUGACAACAUCCAGGGCAUCACUAAGCCCGCUAUCCGCCGUCUGGCUCGCCGUGGCGGUGUGAAGCGUAUCUCUGGUCUGAUCUACGAGGAGACCCGCGGAGUGCUCAAGGUUUUCCUGGAGAACGUCAUCCGUGACGCUGUGACCUACACCGAGCACGCCAAGAGGAAAACUGUGACCGCCAUGGACGUAGUGUACGCCCUGAAGAGACAGGGCCGCACUCUGUACGGCUUCGGAGGUUAAACUCUGCUCCAAAUCACGACACAACGGCCCUUUUCAGG